Messenger RNA from Fusarium vanettenii 77-13-4, 1143 nucleotides. RefSeq lists its product as uncharacterized. Lineage: Eukaryota; Fungi; Ascomycota; Sordariomycetes; Hypocreales; Nectriaceae. Gene Ontology annotation, molecular function: zinc ion binding; DNA-binding transcription activator activity, RNA polymerase II-specific. Bases 1 to 1143 code for a protein of 380 amino acids. Gene Ontology annotation, biological process: regulation of transcription by RNA polymerase II. The transcript has a single exon. The record is from RefSeq and is a predicted model, not a curated record.
AUGUCAGACCAAUCGAGCCAGCGCCAGGACACUCGACGCACGCACCGUAAAUCGAGAAACGGCUGCGUCACAUGCAAGCAACGCCGCGUCAAAUGCGACGAGGGCCGUCCCAGAUGCUCAAAGUGCGUUUUCGGCGACCGCCCAUGCUCGUAUCAGAAUCAGAAACCCGAGACCCCGACUUCGCCCACGCCCACGCCCCGUGUCUCAGAAACCCCCCAGCCGCGAGCCGAGGCUGGGACCUUUACCGCCAUGGACCUAGCCUUCCUUCACCAUGCAGAAUGUAACCUGGCUGAAUUCAUGGCGCUUCAGUGCGACAUGAAGCCAAUCAUCACGCUCGCCGUCGACAAUGCCCUCACAACGCCCUAUCUCCUCGACCAAUUACUUGCCCUCUCGGCGCUCCAUCGAGCAGUAUCCGAUCCCGCUAUGGCCUCAGUUUACCACCAACAGGCUACGGAACUGCAGACGCGCGCCCUGUCCGCCUUCAACGAAACCAAGGCUGACAUCUCUGAGAGUAAUCACCUAACCUCGUUCGUCUUUGCAACUCUACUCGGCGUCCAUGUGCUCCGCAACACCCUCGCCAACAACCAUCAUAGUCUGGUCGCCUUUAUCAGCGCCUUUGUAGCUUAUAUCCGCCUUCAUCGUGGGGUACGUGCCGUCACCAACCAAUACUGGGGGUUGAUCCUUCAGUCGGAGUUGAAGCCUCUGCUGUACAUCGUCGACUGGGCCGACAGAGCCGACCAGCUCGAACCUGGAACCGACACGGCCAGGAUGCGAGAGUUUCUGCAAUCAACCCCCGGCAUAUCAUCACUAUCCCUAGACGCGUGCUUGGACGCUCUGAAACAGGUUCAGUGGGUGCUGGACACGAUCAGGUUGGAGCCCACGCGGUUCGACCUGGCCGUCCAUGCCACCAUGGCCUGGCCACUCCUCGUUCCAGACGAUUAUGUCGACGCUCUUUACCAGCACCGCCCGGAAGCCUUGGCUGUCUUGAGCUACUAUGCCGCCAUUGUCCAUCGGUACCGGGAGUUCUGGGUCUUUCUUGGGGGUGCCGGGUCAACACUCGUGGAACUAAUUGCGCGCCAUAUUGGUCCUUUUUGGUGCGAGGUUAUGGCUUGGCCACAGAGUGAAGUUUUUGAAGGAGAAUAG